AUGUGCUUCUCAGAUCCAUCCCAGAAGGCGUACAAAAUCAACCGCGGAAGAGACGACGACGACCCAAGUCCCUACCACCUCCGAACACGCUCCAGCAUUCAACGCCAUAUGGACCGUUCACCGGCACCGACCGCCGAGAGCCGGAAGAAGAAUAACAAGCGGUACCCGAAGCGAUACAACGACACCGAGCAGCUCUUCAAAGAACCAAGUCUAUACGAGUAUCCCACCAAGUCGUGGCCGUAUGACCAGCAGAAUACAAAAGGGAAGGCGUUCAUGACUGUCAAUGGGCAGAGGGUCCAGGUCAACCCUGAGUUUACGCGCACGGUGACUGAUCGCAAUAAGAAUGUCAAGGGGGUCAUCUAUCAUCCCAGUGGGAACCCGUCGAAGUUUGUGCGUGCGAAGGAGGUGAAUCGGGGGAGGAGGCCUUGA
Molecule: messenger RNA, 429 nt
Organism: Aspergillus calidoustus
Lineage: Eukaryota; Fungi; Ascomycota; Eurotiomycetes; Eurotiales; Aspergillaceae
Source: the annotation of a GenBank genome assembly